This is a messenger RNA of Pseudomassariella vexata, 1730 nucleotides long. RefSeq names its product UbiA prenyltransferase family-domain-containing protein. NCBI's taxonomy places the organism in Eukaryota, Fungi, Ascomycota, Sordariomycetes, Amphisphaeriales, Pseudomassariaceae. Gene Ontology annotation, biological process: heme biosynthetic process. Gene Ontology annotation, molecular function: protoheme IX farnesyltransferase activity. The record is from RefSeq and is a predicted model, not a curated record. Gene Ontology annotation, cellular component: mitochondrion; mitochondrial membrane. The transcript has a single exon. The coding region runs from base 141 to 1613 and encodes 490 amino acids.
GGCCGGAACAAUGCUUUGCCGCCACAUCGAAAAUAUUCCCACUUUGGCAAUCGCGACACGGCAUGUUGGAAUAGUCGACCGUCAACUCAGCGAACAUGGCCAUUUGACGUGCGAACUUGUCGAUAUGACAUACAGUCAGUAUGAGCCUUCGGCUACCCGGAAAUGUCGCCCGCCCUCGCGCCCUUGAUAGCAUAUACUGGCGGUGCACCCAGCACCUCUUCCCAACGACUUCGACGCCACUAAGCAUCUCGAGGAGCUUUAGCCAGACCUUCGCGCCACGAAAUGCCGUAGAUGCCCGACAGAGCCGUCUCAAGACGAGCUACUUCUUGUCGAACGGGUUUCUUCCGCGGAAUCAAGAUGGAGACGUGCGGAGAUCAACUGCAUCCACUACCCCCGCUGACGAACCUGCGAAUCGAACGAGUUCGACUCCAGUGUCACACGUAAACCAGGACCUACCCCACCGACGACGUCAAGCUGCGAGGCGCAAGGCCGCUGCUGCAGCACCCCCAAUAACCUCAACGGCCGAAAACCCCUUACCGGCCGAAGAUGCCUCUUCCGCCCUGACGACGUCUGCCACCAAACACUCGGCCAGCUCGCUCCGCCGGCAGUUGUCCCUCUACCUCUCCCUCUCGAAGCCCCGCCUCACCGUCCUCGUCGUCCUAUCGGCCAUGGCGCCGUACGCCCUGUACCCGGUUCCCGACUUCCUGUCCCCGUCGAUUGGGCUGGAUACGCCAUCCCUAUCCCCGCUCACACUCGCCUUUCUCACCACCGGCACGGCACUCUGUUCUGCGUCCGCAAAUGCCCUGAACAUGCUAUACGAGCCCAAGACAGAUGCCAUGAUGUCGCGGACCCGCAAUCGGCCACUUGUCCGCGGACUCCUCUCCGCACGCAAGGCGGUGGCAUUUGCCGUGCUGGCAGCCCUCACAGGCGUAGGAGGUCUCUACUUUGGCGUGAACCCCACUGUCGCUUUCCUGGGCGCCACCAAUAUCGUCCUCUAUGCAGGCGUGUACACGCCAAUGAAGCGGCUUUCAUGGCUCAACACAUGGGUAGGUGCCAUCGUCGGCGGCAUACCACCCCUCAUGGGUUGGGCGGCAGCAGCAGGCGAGUCAGCAACUGGCACAGGCUCGUUCGAUGAACUGCUCAUUACACCUGACGCGGUCGGUGGCUGGCUACUCGCAGCACUGCUAUUCGCUUGGCAGUUCCCACAUUUCAUGGCAUUGUCUUGGUCUAUCAAAGAGGAGUACAAGGCAGCUGGUCACCAGAUGCUGUGCUGGGUCAACCCAGCGCGCAAUGCUCGGGUUGCCCUUCGAUACAGCCUCGCCUUCUUCCCCAUCUGCCUUGGACUCUGCGCCGCAGGAGUGACGGAAUGGAGCUUUGCUGUGACGAGUAUGCCCGUCAACGUAUGGCUGACGAGGGAAGCGAUUCGGUUCUGGAAGCAUGAGGGUUUUCAUGGCAGCGCAAGGGGGCUUUUCUGGGCCAGCGUAUGGCAUUUACCUGCCGUUAUGGUGCUCGCCCUCGCUCAGAAGAAGGGCAUGUGGGGUAGAGUUUGGCGGGCUGCAUUUGGUGAACCAGUAGACAUGGAUGACGAAGAGUACUGGGAUGGCGACGAAUAGACAUAUUGAAGUAGAAUAUCUGCUCCACGCUACGUGUAUCAUAUGUUCAACUAUUGUAUAAAUCUGCACAAGUAGCGGCUAGAUUUGAAUAUUGACGUGAGAAAGCACUGACAGUAC